AUGAGUACGUUGCUGCUCGUGCUGUUCCUGGCCAACGUCAGCACCGCCGAUGCCGACAGAUGGUUAGUCGGCGCGAGCGUGCACCUCGUGAUCGUCUGGUUGUUAGUGCCCUUGGUCCUCGCGCUUAUGUGGGUGGCCGUCGCCUUCUUGGUGGUGCAGCGGCCCGUGCUGCUGCGUGAGCUCCAGAGCGUCCUCAGGGGCAAGAGGCAAGCAGGCACCAUCUCCCCGUCGCAGCGCAGCGGCGAGCACUCCGCGCCCUCGAGCGCGCCGGGCUCCCCCAUUGGCUUCCAGGCCUGGGCCGAGAUGUUCGAGAGCUCGCCCAGGCCGCGCGAGGGUCGGGGCCUGCGGGCGCCGAAGAAGGGGGUGCGGCUGGUUGCGGCGGCCGCGGCCGUGGCGAGGUGCUGCGGCGCCAGGGAGAGGGCCAGCAGCUUACCGCGCUCGCAGUCCUUGAGCUCUCCGCUUGACUCGUUCAACAGCGCCGACUCGUUCUCCAUGGCCUUCAUCAUGGUGGGUGUGACGAUGCCCUACGCCCCCUUCUGCUUCCCAAGAAUGCCUGCGCACGUGUGUUCAGGCUGGUUCAGCCAGAGGCGCGACCCCGUCGCGGCGGUCGCUCGCGGGCGUCCUGAGGGCAAGGCCGGUCUGCGGCAGGGUUGCCUGCCGACGUCCCUGGACGAGUUCGGUGUCUUUGCGCUGGACGACCUGGGCGUGUUCUGCGCAGAUGGUGGCGCCGGCGCCGAGUGGCCUAAGCGGCCCGCGCAGCUCCGCGGGCCGCACCCCCUCGGGUUCCUGGUGAAGGACCGCUUCCCCGAGUUCAGGGAGAUGGCCUGCAAGUGCAACGGCAUGCUGCCGACGCUGAACGGGCCCCCGCGCCGGAGCCACUCGCUGGGCGGCGGGUCCACCUACGACCUCGCCGCCCGCAUGAUGGGGAAGACCACCAGCAUGGCCAGCGGCGCCACCGCCAGCGGGACGCUCGGGGACGGCCCCCACCCUGGCGCCUUCAUGCGGCAGUUCUUCCAGGCCGUGGGGGAGGUGCAGGGCCACAUCGCCAGAGGUAGGGCCGACGUCGGCAAGAUGGCCGAGACGGUGGAGGUCGCCCUCGCGGCCACCAGCCAGGCGCAGGAGAAGGAGGCCUCGGACAUCCUGGGGGCCCUGACGGAGGAGGUGAGCCGCAGCAUUGGCGCCGCCAAGGAGGGCCUCAAGAUAUUGCAAGAGCGCACCGACCAGGAGGCGAAGCUGAGGCCGAGCGCGCAGGAGGUCAAGAUCAGGAACAACAUGCAGCACGCGAUGGCGCGGAAGCACCAGCAGCUGCUGCUCGAGUUCCAGCGGGUGCAGACCGACUACAAAGAAGGUCUCAAGAAGCGGCAGUGCCGGGAGUUGGCGAUCCUCCUGCCCGAGUCCUCGGAGAAGCAGCGGGAGGAGAUGAUCCAGCAAG
Prorocentrum cordatum is the source of this 1432-nucleotide messenger RNA. The record is from the annotation of a GenBank genome assembly. NCBI's taxonomy places the organism in Eukaryota, Dinophyceae, Prorocentrales, Prorocentraceae.